Molecule: messenger RNA, 1212 nt
Organism: Aphanomyces astaci
Lineage: Eukaryota; Oomycota; Saprolegniomycetes; Saprolegniales; Verrucalvaceae
Exons: 3
Coding region: 32-1126 (364 amino acids)
Biological process (GO): protein N-linked glycosylation
Cellular component (GO): oligosaccharyltransferase complex; membrane
Source: RefSeq, a predicted model, not a curated record
UUUUGUGUUGCGGCCGUGCGCCAUCCCGCUCAUGCAGCGCGUCGCCGGAGUCCUCGCGAUAGCAUUGCUUGGCACGGCACUGGAAUUGACCAAUCCUGUCCACCCUGCACGAGAAGCCGUUACGUUUGUCUUCACGGGAGUCGAAGAUGCGUCUCCAGUGGUCAAAUCCAUCCAGGACGCGGUGACACUUGCCACCGUCGCCGCCGACAUUCCGUUGGAACGACAGUCCAACAACGAGGCAGUGUUCACGUUGGACGGUGCGUUGGCCAUUCCUGGGCUAUACAAGCUGCUGGUGCAGGAUGGCAAAGCCAGCAAAGUGUUCCAUGCGACGUUGACUACGUCGGUAUCGCUGUCGUCAGCAGUCGUGCAGGGCAUCAACCUCCCAUUUGGAUCGACGUUGUCAUCGGUCGUCAACCUAACGCCGCGCGAUACAUUCUCCGUCGAAGUGGAGCUUCAAGACGCAUCUACGUUGACGCCAGUGGUGCCCCAUCACGCGGUGCUUCGCUUCGCCCACGAGUCCAGCGUCGACGCUACGAUUGUCCUCGAGCCGUACCAAGCGACGGCGAUGCGCGCGGUCGUGUCUGUCGCGUCGCGUGGUCUCCUCUCUGGUCUCCACACCGUAUCGUUGGUCGUCGGCGACAUCCAUUUCCACAACGCUCUUGCAUGGGAGCUCGGUCAAAUCAACGUGGAGCUUCCCCCUGCCCCGCCCGCGUCGCCGACUCCGCUGUACACGACCCCGCUCUUGCACACAAGCGACACAACGCUGCAAGCCCUCCCCGAGAUCACCCACAUCAUGAGACCACCCCCCACGACCCCCCCGCCCGCCAUCUCGAUCGUGUUCACUGCGCUUGUGGGCGUGCCACUGGUGGCGUUCGUAGGGGGGUCAUUGCGAGCCUCAUCCCUGCCAAAGUUGCCGUCGUCCGUCGCCGGCAUCGUGUGGUCGGUAGCGUUCCUCGUGUCGCUUCUGUCCGUGCUGGCUCUGUUUGGGUUGUACUGGCUCCAGCUCGACAUGUUUACCGCCCUCGGCUACUUGGGCGUCCUCGGUCCAGUUAUUGUGGUCACAGGCCAGUAUGCCCUCGCCCAUGUAGCUGCUCGUACAACUUCCCCAAGACCCAAAACCGAUUAAAGAUCUAAUAGGUUAAAAGAAAAUUCUAUGUGUACGAGGACGAAGCUGUCGCAGCUCGAUUUGUGAAGUCGAAACAGUUUAUAACA